This is a messenger RNA of Nylanderia fulva, 2720 nucleotides long. RefSeq names its product TBC1 domain family member 22 (gene Tbc1d22). The record is from RefSeq and is a predicted model, not a curated record. Gene Ontology annotation, biological process: activation of GTPase activity. Lineage: Eukaryota; Metazoa; Arthropoda; Insecta; Hymenoptera; Formicidae. Gene Ontology annotation, molecular function: GTPase activator activity.
CACGACAGAACCAAGGCGAUUCGCAGCGCUCGCGUCAGAUGGUCAUACGUCAAAGUUAUAUGCAUUGCUUGCUCGACGCAACGAGCCAGCAAAAUCACCUAUCGCGGCUCCGAAGGGCGUUUUCGGAGCGUCCUGAAGAGAGACACGCGGAGAGAAUCGCGCGUCGAAAUCGCGACGAAGGAGACGAGACGUCGUCGUUGCGAGGCCGCAGCGAGAAGAGGAUCCACUGACUGACAACUUCUCCGGAAGCCCGAUCGGGGUCCGAAGCUCGUUCCGAUUUUCACGGGAGAUCGACGUAAUCGUCCGCUAUAUUGCACAGAGAAAGAUGUAAACGAAGCCGUCUGUCGCAUCCUCGAGCAUCUCUCUCUUCGUCUUCGCAGGUUUCUCUCGCGCACUUGGCUCUCGACUGACGCUGCUUACGCAACCUAACCUUCUUCGUCUCGGUCGAAAAAACACUGUCAACGAAGGAUCACCGUUGUGUCUGCAUUCCUCGACCUGCAAAAAAUUUUUAGCGUUUGUGCUUGAGGGUAUGAAGAGCAACUCAUAUUGCGAUAACUGUAUUGAAAAAUCAUCUGCUAGUUAACUGGAUUUUCAUUAUGGAAAAUCAAGGUUAUCACCAUCAAAGUCUUUCAACCCAUCAGUCUUUCUGGAAGAAGAAUACACGUGCUGUGCCAGGAAGGCCAAGCCUGAAGCAGGAUGUUAGAAACAAUAAAUUUAAUUCCACGGCGAUUGGAUCUAGCAAUCUAACUAGUAUUGCUAAUAGUAGUGGUAGUACAGGUGGAAGUGGAGGCUCUACUUCUUUCCAAGAUUUUCAGGAGAGCGUGGAUGAUGCAUGGGAUUCGGGAGAUGACGAAUUUUGCACAGUUUCGGAUGUGAAGAUAUCGAAGAAAGUCAGUCACUCAGCAGCUCUUAGUGUUAUCAACAAUCACAGAUCUGGCAAUAAGUGUUCACAGUUGCUCCAGGCAAAUGCCAAAGCGGUUCAGCAGGAAAUUAUUCCUGAAGAGAAAAAGGUGGAAGCCCUUCAGAGGCUAGCGGUGCAGCCAUUACAUUUACGUAAUGCAAAUCUGCAAUUACAAGUGAAUAAUAGCCAGCAUUCCAGUGAGAACAUAGAUUUGAAGUAUGGCUCAUCACCUCAGCACAAACCAACGCAAUUUCCGGGUAGACCACAACCAUUGAGGCAGACAAACGCUCCCAAUAAAUUUUUUAUACCUUCUAAGGAGCAAGAUGGUGAAAGUAAAGUGGACAAAUUUCAAUUGCUUUUGGAAGCAUCUGUUUUGAACUUGGACGAAUUAAGACAGUUAUCGUGGUCGGGUGUACCUGCCAAAUUACGUUCCGUCACUUGGAGAUUAUUGUCUGAGUACUUGCCUGCUAAUCUGGAGCGUAGACAACCCGCGUUGGAACGUAAACGACUGGACUAUUGGAAUCUGGUCAAACAGUAUUACGAUGUCGAACGAGACGAGGGCUUUCAGGAUACAUAUCGUCAGAUUCACAUCGAUAUUCCCAGAAUGUCGCCACUCAUCUCUCUGUUCCAGCAGACGACAGUGCAAUUGAUAUUCGAAAGAAUAUUGUACAUUUGGGCGAUCAGGCAUCCAGCAUCUGGUUAUGUUCAGGGUAUGAAUGAUCUUGUGACGCCCUUCUUUUUGGUUUUCUUGCAAGAAGCAAUACCAAUACAGGCUUGGCAAGAUUUAGAAAAUUAUGACGUAGCGUCGUUGUCGAAGGAACAGCGCGACAUCAUUGAGGCAGACAGCUUCUGGUGCCUGUCAAAAUUCUUGGAUGGCAUACAGGACAACUAUAUAUUUGCUCAAUUGGGAAUACAGCAUAAAGUAAAUCAGUUGAAGGAACUGAUACAGAGGAUCGAUGCACCAUUGCAUCAACAUUUACAUCAGCACGGAGUGGAUUAUCUACAGUUCUCCUUUCGAUGGAUGAACAAUCUACUGACCAGAGAAAUCCCGCUUCACUGUACCAUUCGAUUGUGGGAUACUUAUCUGGCUGAAUCUGAUAGAUUCGCAUCAUUUCAACUUUACGUGUGCGCGGCCUUUCUUCUACUUUGGAGACGACAUUUACUCCUGCAACCUGAUUUUCAAGGGCUGAUGUUAAUGCUACAAAACCUGCCCACGCAAAACUGGACGGAUUCGGAGAUCGGCAUGCUGGUAGCUGAAGCAUACAAACUGAAGUACGCAUUCGCCGACGCGCCAAAUCACCUACAAGCUCAUGAUACCACAGCUAGGUGACCAUUUUUAGUUAACGAAUUUGGGUUAACGUUAUUAUGAAUAUAGUGGCCAAAUUGUGAAGGUGCCGGUAGUAUUGUGUUAACGCGCCGGCUCUUUUCUUCCGUCUCUAUCGUCGCUAUGUAUACUGUGACGUUCAAUCUAUCACGGCCAUACUGAAAGUUUCCAGAAUGCGCGAAAAGUUUUUACGUUUUGUUUACGCGUUGUCUAUUAAGUUUACUUUAUUUACUUUGUGCGUUAUAAGGUUUAUUCCUUUGUUGUUGAGAGAAUUUCGCGGACGGAGAUGUUUAGAUAUAUUCGCCAUGUUCCGCUUCGAAUAAGAUAUAAAUAUAUGAAUCAAGACGCGUGCGCAUACGCGCACGCGAAGAGUGUAACGCGAAUCAAUUGCCAUUUCCCGGUUUGCAUUACAUUUUAUAUAUAUAUAAAUAUAUAUAAAUCUCAGACACAUUAUAUACAGAUAAUAUAUAUAGUCAAGAAAGUUUUAUAUAUCGA